This is a messenger RNA of Xiphophorus maculatus (southern platyfish), 1242 nucleotides long. It is a transcript of the gene tmem50a, whose product is annotated as transmembrane protein 50A. The record is from RefSeq and is a predicted model, not a curated record. NCBI's taxonomy places the organism in Eukaryota, Metazoa, Chordata, Actinopteri, Cyprinodontiformes, Poeciliidae. Gene Ontology annotation, biological process: late endosome to vacuole transport via multivesicular body sorting pathway; protein targeting to vacuole. Bases 114 to 596 code for a protein of 160 amino acids. The transcript has 7 exons.
GAACAAAGCUUGGGUGUGGAUGUACUGCGCAUGUGCAUGAGAGAGCUUCUUGUCGGAAGCCAAGUCGGGUUAAACCAAAGGCUUGACAUCAAAAACCGAACAUUAAAAGAAUCAUGUCAGGAUUUCUGGACGGAAUCCGUUGCGGAGACUGUGAGUGCAAUGUGGACUGGGGGGAGAGAAGAAAUACCAUCGCAUCCAUAGCUGCUGGAGUUCUGUUUUUCACAGGAUGGUGGAUCAUCAUUGAUGCUGCUGUGAAAUAUCCCACCGAGGGAGAAUUUCAUCAUGCCUAUCAUACGUGUGGAGUCAUAGCCACAGUGGCCUUUCUCAUGAUAAAUGCUGUUUCUAACGGCCAAGUGAGGGGGGACAGCUACAGCGAGGGUUGCCUUGGACAGACAGGUGCUCGAGUUUGGCUCUUCAUUGGCUUCAUGCUGGCUUUCGGCUCCCUCAUUGCCUCCAUGUGGAUUCUCUUCGGAGGAUUCGUAGUGCCUCAGAAGCCUGCUGUGUAUCCUGGUAUUGCCAUUUUUUUCCAAAAUGCAUUCAUUUUCUUCGGAGGUUUGGUCUUCAAGUUUGGGCGCACAGAGGAUCUCUGGCAGUAAAACACUGACUGUCCAUGGUUAAACACUCUUUCUAUAUUGUACGAGACAAUAUUCUUUAGCCGUCAUUCAUUUAAAUAUAAACCUUUUUCAGCUUUUACAUUAAACUGUGUAAUUUGUGUUCUUUGCUGAAUUGUAGCUAAAUCAUAACUAAGCACAAAUUGUCAUAGAUUUCUGUGAAGUUUAAGGACUUUCAAAGGUGGCACAUCUUUAAAUGUGUGUUUGCACUCAGACUGUAUCCAUGUUUUUAUUAUGGUUUACAAGUUGUGUAUACCAAAAUGUACAUAGCAGAGCUUUACUGCAACAUUCCCUUGGGUCGGCUCACUUCUUUAACACAUCAUCCUUUUAAUUUGAACUGUUUGUGUGGAAAUUUGAAAUGGGUGCAAUUUGCAGGUAACAUUUUAGAAUGAUUUGAAUUUUUACUGAAUGUAUCCAUAUGGGGUUUGAAAAAUGUUUUCAGCUUUAAUGGGUUAUCUGCUCUAUAUUAAGUUAUAUUAAAUGUUGAAUUUUACUAUUUCACAAUAGAGGGUUUCAGAACUGUAUGGUGGUGUUGCUUUAACAGAGGUCUGGGUUUCAGUUUUGUUUUUCCUGUAAAUCAUUGAGUCAGUUUCCAAUAACAGCAUCAUUAAACACACUGGGCUGUAAAUGA